Molecule: messenger RNA, 1356 nt
Organism: Trifolium pratense (red clover)
Lineage: Eukaryota; Viridiplantae; Streptophyta; Magnoliopsida; Fabales; Fabaceae
Exons: 1
Coding region: 1-1356 (451 amino acids)
Source: RefSeq, a predicted model, not a curated record
AUGGCGGUAGGCAUGCAAACUGCCAUAAUAAAUGCCCCGGAGCAUUUAAAGUGCAAAUUGUUGUCUGGAACAUUCAAAGACGCAGCGUUACGCUGGUACAUGAAUCUUCCAAAAAAUUCUAUUGGAAGUUAUGCUGACUUCCAAAAGAAAUUCAUCCAUCAAUUUGCUGGAUCAAAACAUGUGAAAGUCACAUCAACUAGCCUCUUUUCAAUUUGCCAAAACCACACAGAGUCAUUGCGUGAUUACUUGGCUAGAUUUAGCGAAGCCACCAUAAAGGUUUCGAAUCCUAACCAAGAAAUGUUCGUAGCGGCUUUUCACAACGGGCUAAGGGUGGGACACUUCAAUGAAUCCUUAGCCCAAAAGCAUGCAUCUUCAAUGCAAGAAAUAAACAAGAUAGUAGAAUGUUAUAUCAAGGGAGAAGAAAGUAACGCAGAGAAGAGGCAGAGAGAUGCCAAGGAAAAAGAAUACGUCAACCGUAACGGAAAGGCUCCUGACCAUCAGCGACAAAGGUAUGGAGGCCAACAAGAGGCGUCAUGGGAAAGAUGCCAGGGAAACCCUUAUUACCAACUACCAAGGCGCGAAGUCAAAGACUAUCCCUCCUUCAAGGAGUACACGCCUUUGAACAAAGCCAAAGUGCAUGUAUUGAAGGAAAUUCUCGCCACCGAUUUAGAUAACUUUCCUCCCUCUAGGGAUAGAGGCGCUUUGAUGGGACCUGACAGUGAUGCUUGGUGCGCCUAUCAUCAUUGUAGAGGGCACUCGACGGAGAAGUGUUUUCGACUAAGAGAUCUUAUCGAGGAGUUUAUUAAAAGCGGUCACUUGAGAAAGUUUAUCGAGGAUGCGGCACAAGGGCGAGUCGUUGUGCCAAAGGUUCCUAGGCGAGAACCGCGGGAUUCAUCAGAGGGUAGAGAAGAACCGCCCAAAGUGAGAGUCUCCGUCAACACUAUUGCUGGAGGAUUUUCAGGAGGAGGCGAAUCAAAUUCUACUAGGAAGCGGUUUGUUCGACGCGCCAUCUCUGAAACAUACCUUAUCAGGCACCCACCUUUCCCAUCUAUUCCUGAUUUGUCUUUCACGGCGGAGGACGGUCAAGGAAUAACGCCACAUGAUGAUGACACUCUGGUUAUACAAGUUCAAAUCCUAAAUUGUGAUGUGAAAAGGGUCCUAAUAGGUUCCGGCAGUUCUGUGGACAUCAUGUAUUGGGAAGCCUUUAAGGACACGCAAUUAGCAGAGGAACAGGUACAACCAUAUGUGGGAACUUUGGUUGGAUUCUCCGGAGAACAAGUGGAUGUGAUGGGAUAUGCUUCAUUACUCAUAACUUUCAGAGAUAAGGAUAAUGCCAAGACUAUCAAGGUCCGUUAA